Molecule: messenger RNA, 1035 nt
Organism: Coccomyxa subellipsoidea C-169
Lineage: Eukaryota; Viridiplantae; Chlorophyta; Trebouxiophyceae; Coccomyxaceae
Product: WD40 repeat-like protein
Exons: 8
Coding region: 1-1035 (344 amino acids)
Molecular function (GO): protein binding
Source: RefSeq, a predicted model, not a curated record
AUGGGUGGGCUGGAUCUCGCCGAUGAGGCACAAUUUGUGUCGAAACGGCCUUCCAAACGAUUUGCACAAGCGACAACUGUGCAGCACUGGCAGCUGCGCGAUCUGGUCCAUGCUGACGGGGAGCAUGGGGUCUUCUUCGUGCAGUCCAACCGCACCAUGCGAUACGACACAAAGAGUGGAAUUAGUGAGGCAGUGCAGCGGCUGGCGUUUGCUCCCACAGCCAUGACAGCCGGCUUUGGCUACCUGGCAGCAGGCGGCCAAAACAGCUCGCUGCAUGUGAUGGACAUGGCGACUGAGGAGUGCCUGCAUUGGGGGCCCAUCGGCGGCAGUGUCAUCAACGCCCUGCACUUUGGCCGGGACAAUCGAGGGCAGCUGCGGCUGUUUGUGAGCAACAAUGACCACACGGUGAAGAUUUUCGACCUGCCCAGCAUGCGGCUCAUGUCCACAAUCACCUGCCCGGUGGCCGUCAAUUACGCGGCGUUGUCUCCGGACGGCAAUUACCUUGCAUGCGUGGGGGACUCCGGCGCCACACACCUCUAUCGAGCCGCCCCGACAGGCUUUGUGGAGGACUAUGCGUUCAGCGAGUUCCGGGACUGCGGCAUCGCUUGCGCCUGGAAUCCCUCGGGCACAUGCAUCGCGUCCGGCAGCCAGGACGGCUACGUUGUCGUCUGGGAUGCGCGUGCUCACCGGAGGGUGGUGAAGCUGAGGACAGUGGCGGAGGGGCGGGUCUCGGGCGCGUGCCGGUGCAUCAAGUUUGGGGAGGGCCCCGUGGACCUCAUGGCCUUCGCCGAGCACUCCUCCCACUGCCACCUUGUCGACAGCCGCGCCUACCACGACCGCCAGGUGCUGAAGCUGGAUGCGAGUGAGGGGGAGUGUGCGGGGGAGGAGGCUGCCUGCAAUGUGUCGGGGCUGAGCUUCACUCCCUCGGGUCGGCGGCUGUAUGUGGGCCUGGAGGGAACACCUGACUAUGGCAUCGUGGCAUUUGAUGUGCAAAUGCUGUCCCGCCUGACUUUUGGCUCUGCGCAGCUCAACUGA